This is a messenger RNA of Fragaria vesca subsp. vesca, 2261 nucleotides long. RefSeq names its product U-box domain-containing protein 19-like. The transcript has a single exon. Bases 1 to 2064 code for a protein of 687 amino acids. Gene Ontology annotation, cellular component: cytoplasm; nucleus. Gene Ontology annotation, molecular function: protein binding; ubiquitin-protein transferase activity. The record is from RefSeq and is a predicted model, not a curated record. Gene Ontology annotation, biological process: protein ubiquitination. Lineage: Eukaryota; Viridiplantae; Streptophyta; Magnoliopsida; Rosales; Rosaceae.
AUGAGUAAACAUUUCGACAAUACUGACCGUCGGAUUCUCAAGUUUCCGGCGGUAAACCCUUGCCAGAGUGUCCCUCCAGCGACCCUUCUUGCCUCUCUGAUAAUUCUCUCCGGAAAAAUACUCGAUUUCCAAUCAAAAAGCUUCGCAACACAAAAGCGAAACUGCAGAGAAACAAUCCGGCAGGUUAGUCUUCUUCACAUUUUCUUUGAGGAGCUUUGCGCCGGCGAGAGGGUUCUCUCCGACUCGGUGGCUGUCAGCUUCUCCGAGCUCCACCUCACCUUGCAGAAAAUCCGGUUUUUAUUGGAGGAUUGCAGUAGGGAUGGCGCUAGGCUUUGGAUGCUCACGAAAUGUGAGUUUCUGGCUACUCAAUUUUGGAUUCUGAUACGAGCAGUCUCUACCGCUCUUGAUGUUCUUCCUUUGAGCUUGAUCGAGGUGGAGGAUGAAGUGAAGGAGGUGGUUGAAUUAGUAAGGAGGCAAUCAAGGAAGGCGAGAUUUGAGCUAGACCGAAGUGAUGGAAAUGCUAAGAAAAUGUUGCUUUCGAUAUUGGAUCAGUUCGAGAAGAGAGUUGAGCCUGAUUCGGGUGAUGUGAAGAGGGUUCUUGAUUACGUUGGAAUCAGAAGCUGGAGUGAGUGCAACAAUGAGAUUAAGUUCUUGGAGGAAGAGAUUGCUUUCGAGUGUUCGGAUUGCGUAGGAAGAGAGGUUCCAUUUCUGAGCAGCUUGGUUGGAUUUUUGAGCUACAGCAGGGGAGUGAUUUUCGAAACGUUGGAUACUCGAAACCUCGAUGAAACUCAAGGCGAUUUCAGGUCCAACAUGCAGGUGUUCAAUUGCUUAAACACCGAGGAUUUUAGGUGUCCAAUUUCGCUGGAAGUAAUGCUUGAUCCAGUGAUUAUAUCUACAGGGCAGACUUAUGAUCGUGCUUCGAUUCAAAAAUGGCUCAAAGGUGGAAACUUACUCUGUCCCAAAACAGGGGAGAAGCUCACGAACACCGACUUGGUGCCCAAUUUGGUUCUCCGAAAGCUGAUCAGAAACUUCUGUGCAUACAACGGCGUUUCCCUUGGAAGGAUGGGAAAGCAAAGCAGUGACAUAACGCGAACAACUGUGCCGGAUAGUCAGGUUGCUUCGGAAUCGAUGAAGUUUCUCUCAAUGUUUCUCACUACUAGGCUUGCAUUUGGUACUAGUGAGCAGAGGAACAAGGCUGCAUAUGAGACUCGCCUGCUUGCGAAAUCGAACAUCUUCAACAGGUCUUGUUUGAUCAAUGCGGGAGCAGUGCCACCUCUAUUGAACCUGUUGUGUUCUACUGGUUCAUGUACUCAAGAGAACGCAAUGGCGGCCUUGUUGAAGCUCUCGAAAUAUGGAACUGGCAAGAGAUUGAUAGUUGAAUGCAGGGGACUGACUCCAAUUCUUGAUGUGCUUAAACAUGGACUGACUUGGGAAGCUAGGCAAAGUGCCGCAGCAGCAAUUUUCUACCUCUCAUCGGUGAAAGAGUACCGGAAAUUAAUCGGAGAAGCACCGGACGCUAUCCAGGGUCUUGUGGAUUUGAUGAAGGAAGGAACACCUUGUGGGAAGAAGAAUGCUGUGGUUGCGAUUUUCGGGCUUCUUCUCUUGCCCAAAAACCACCAUAGAGUUCUUGAAGCAGGCACAGUACCAUUGCUCAUUGACAUACUAGCCUCAUCAGAAAAAGUUGAGCUUCUAAGUGACACAUUAGCAGUUAUCUCCUUGUUAGCUGAGAGUACAGAAGGAGCAUUCGCAAUUCUAAGCUCGAAAUCCUUGCAUCUGAUCACCGGCAUUCUUCAAUCUUCGACAUCCCAAACUGCGAAAGAGUAUUGCGUUUCGACAUUGCUGGCUUUAUGCAUCAAUGGUGGUGCGGAAGUUGUAGCUCUUUUAGCCAAAAACCAAACGUUGAUGGCUUCUCUGUUUUCGCUUUUGACAGAAGGAACCGCCAACGCAGGAAAGAAAUCGCGUGCCCUCAUCAAAAUUCUGCACAGCUUCCAUGAAACCAGAUCCUCCGGAUGGAUCAUAAGCUCUGCCGUCCCAUGUCAUGAACUUGCCAUUCAUGAACGGUGACACACAGUCUCAAAUUCUUCUAGCAGUAUAAUGUGAAUAGUAUACAUACAUUUCAACAUAGCUCAGUUUUUGCAGGAGCUAUUUGUUAUGGAACAUAGAUACCAUUAUAGGGUUAUAUUCGAAAUUCUUUUUUCAUGGAGUAGAAAAUAAGAUAGGUGUGAUGAAAUAUAUGAACGAGUGUAGCACUCAUGGUUUUG